Molecule: messenger RNA, 1375 nt
Organism: Pimephales promelas (fathead minnow)
Lineage: Eukaryota; Metazoa; Chordata; Actinopteri; Cypriniformes; Leuciscidae
Gene: abt1
Product: activator of basal transcription 1
Biological process (GO): endonucleolytic cleavage to generate mature 5'-end of SSU-rRNA from (SSU-rRNA, 5.8S rRNA, LSU-rRNA); small-subunit processome assembly; endonucleolytic cleavage in ITS1 to separate SSU-rRNA from 5.8S rRNA and LSU-rRNA from tricistronic rRNA transcript (SSU-rRNA, 5.8S rRNA, LSU-rRNA)
Cellular component (GO): nucleolus
Molecular function (GO): RNA binding
Source: RefSeq, a predicted model, not a curated record
UAGACGUCACUCAGAGCUACUUUCUGCGCCACAUGUGUUGAACGAGUCGAUUUAUCUCUGUAGUUUUACUCAAAAACAUAUUGGAAUGGACUCAAAUCUUUAUGGAUAAAGACAAUAUUUUAUAAGAAACACUCUUUUAAUGUAAGAAUUACUGUUUUUGAAAAGUUGUGACAUGCAGUAAUGGCUCUCCUGGAGAAGAAUGACGUUACAACAAACCUAGAAACACAAGCUAUGGCCAGUGAAGAAGAGUUAACGUUAAAUGACCCUAAACCAGAGGAGGGGGAGAAAGCAAACUGUGUCCAACAUGCCGACCAGGAGAUGAACUGUGAAGAUGAUGAUGAUGAUGGUGGAGCUCUUGAAGCGGGGACUAAUGAAGAAGAUGUGCUUGAAAACCCAAAUGGCAAGAAACUUAUUCCAGGUAUCGUGUAUAUAGGACACAUCCCUCCGAGGAUGAGACCAAAACACAUGCGGAAUAUGCUGAGUGUGUACGGAGAGAUCGGCAGGAUCUUCCUACAGCCUGAAGAUCGUUGUGUAAAAAAUAAGAAAAAGAAGGCAGGGAGCAGAUCAUCCAGUUUCACUGAGGGAUGGGUGGAGUUCAGAGACAAGCGCAUCGCUAAGAGAGUCGCAACCACUCUGCACAACACACCCAUGGCCAACAGGAAGAGGAGCCAUUUCAGCAGUGACCUGUGGUCCAUCAAGUAUCUGCACCGGUUCCAUUGGUGCCAUCUCAGCGAACGAUUGGCUUAUGAGCAGACGGUCUAUCACCAGCGUAUGAGGACUGAAAUCUCCCAGGCGAAGAAGGAGACCAACUUCUACCUGGCUAGUGUGGAAAAGAGCCAGAAUCUGGAGAAACUAAAGAAGAAAAAGGAGAAGAAGGGAGAGGUUGUAGAGGAGAAGACAUGGGACUACAAACAGCGUUCUACAGAGGAAGAGAUCCACCUGAAACGGUUUAAGAACAAAGGCAUAUCCAAGAAGAACCUCAAGAAGGCACAAGAGAAGAGCAAAACCAUCCAGGACAAAGCUCAAUCAAACGUUUCCCUCCUGGCCAAGAUCUUCAGUAGUGGAAGGGCUCAGGAAUGAUGUGCUGAGAACAUUAAGGUUGCUGGUUUUGGUGAUACUGCAGACAGAGUGGGAUUGGCGAUUACCUCGGAUGCAUUUUUUUUUUCUUCUCGUAAUUGUUUGCAUACUUCUCAACAUUCAAUCUUUGAACAGAUGGAAACCUCUUGUAGAUCGUUCUGAUGGACAGUUUCAUAUUUUCAGAGUAAAACACUGCAUAACUCACACACGCCCCACUAUUGUGAAAACGGUGCUCUGUUUUCCCAUGAAAAGAGGCUUAAUGUCCUCUGAAAGCAUAAUAAAUUGUUUAUUCAUGAAA